ACUGUCAUCGUGUCGAGAAGUCGAAUUGGAAUUUUUCCGUUGCAUCAGUAGCUCCAAAGGUGAUUGAGUGGUUGUGGUUCGCAAGAAGCAAAGAAAAAAGUUUCAAGUGCUCGGCUCGCCCGGUUGUCCCUUCCGUCCGUCCGUGUGUCGUCGGGCGUUUCCCUCCAGCUUCUCCGCGUCGCCAGCUCGUCUCUUUGUGUGUGACCUACCGUGGAAAAUCCCGGCUUUAGUUUCCGUUUCCAGAAGCCGGCUUGUAGCCAAGAUUUUCCCGUGAAGAGUUAAGUAAGGUUAUUUUUUUUUAUUCAAGGGAUAACUUUCCUCUGCAAGGGCGCAAGUGAAACCGCGAGUGGGUUUCCGCGUUUCUGUGUUCCACUAACACACCACUAAAAGUGGCCAAAGCCCGUCCGAGAAUAGUCACCAUCAUCGCCAUUGGAGAAAUAAAGCAGCAAAAUAUACUGCGACAAAGUUCCGCUUGUGUCUGUGCUGGAUGAUAAUUUCGCAAAAUUGAAACCGAAUACCAAUCCGCGGAGAGUGUCUCUGAAGUUUAGGGCGAAAUAAAAAGGGUCAAUCAAGUUCGGGUGAAGAAUACGCGGUUCUGGUUGGAUAAUCGUUGUGAGUGGAUUUUGUCCGGGCAAUCGGAAUAUUUCCAAGGAAAGUUAAAACCCGUAUCCAAGCCGCCACCAGAAUGUCGGACGAGAACCAGGAAAACGGAACCCGCAACGGAGACGUGCCAGAGAUUGAGCUGAUCAUCAAGGCUUCCACCAUCGAUGGCAGACGAAAGGGCGCGUGUCUGUUUUGUCAGGAAUACUUCAUGGAUCUGUACCUGCUAGCAGAGCUGAAAACCAUCAGUCUCAAAGUCACAACAGUCGAUAUGCAGAAACCGCCACCUGAUUUUCGAACCAACUUCGAAGCCACCCACCCGCCAAUUCUGAUCGACAACGGGCUAGCCAUCCUGGAAAAUGACAAAAUCGAACGACACAUCAUGAAGUCCGUGCCCGGUGGAUACAACUUGUUUGUUCAGGACAAAGAGGUGGCCACCCUGAUCGAGAACCUGUACUCCAAGCUGAAGCUGAUGCUGGUGAAGAAAGACGAGAACAAAAACAACGCCCUGCUGGCGCACCUGCGGAAGAUCAAUGACCAUCUGGCGGCACGGGGCACCCGGUUCCUAACCGGGGACACGAUGUGCUGCUUUGACUGCGAGCUGAUGCCCCGUCUGCAGCACAUCCGAGUGGCCGGCAAGUACUUCGUCGACUUCGAGAUACCAAAACAUCUAACAGCCCUAUGGCGAUAUAUGUACCACAUGUACCAGCUGGAUGCCUUCACCCAGUCGUGUCCCGCCGAUCAGGACAUCAUCAACCACUACAAACUUCAACAGGCAAAAGGUGACAUGAAGAUGCUGAAGAUGAAGAAGCACGAGGAGCUGGAAACGCCAACCUUCACCACAUCGAUCCCGAUUGACCUGAAUGACCACUAAGAGGAGGAAGAGCGGUUUCCACAUGGAUAGGUACUAAGCCUAUUCAGCCUAGUUUAGAGUUGGUAGCGAGCAUAACUAGAAUUUUCCUUAGUUGUUUAGUUUCGGAAAAUGUAGCCUUGCAAUAGCAGCAAACCGAGAGAUCGAAACCUUGGACAGCACCAUAAUCAAAGAAAUCGAAGAAAUCAAACUCACUGUACUACGUUUUUAAAGCUAAAUUACUAUAGGCCAAUAAUCAGAACGAAUACCAUUUUUGAUAAACAUUUACAAACCAUUUGCUACACACAUACACAAACACACUUUAUACAGUUGUAAACUUACUGUAAGGGAUAGUGCGUAGAACGAUAGUUAGUGGGGUCGGUCCGAUUCCGUCCGGAUCGAACCGAAGAGAAAUGGGAAGUGAAACGUUAGAUUAAGAACCCACUGUAUAGGCGUUCGUCGAAACCGUUGGCAGCAGCGCUGCCAACUUGCAAUAAGACGAAUUCUUUUCCCAAAAUUGAAGAAGGACCCAUUGUCCAACAUUUUUUCAAAGAUAAUCCAGCCCUUAACCUAUUAAACUUUGUCUAUUACGGAAACCCCGAGAAGAGUUUUGAUUUGUUUAGCUAAGAAAUUUCGUUACUAUAUUGCCAUUCUGUAGCAUUGUUUGGAAACUUCUCCAAUAACUUUAGCCCUUAGAAAGAGAAAAAGAAAAAGGUUGCGAGGAAUAAGCAAAAACAACAAAUGUAAAGUUUUAUUCGUAAGUAGCGUUAAGCUUGGAAAGAGUCUUGUUUUUAUUUAACAAGUUCCAUCAAUUGUUUUGCCUACUACUGAAAUGUGUUACAGCUCUACUGUUUUUCGUCUCCGAUGUUGAAAAAAGACAUGCCGUUGUUGAUUGAUCAUUGACCCCAUAUCAUAAUUAAUUGGACAGCAUUACGUUAAAGUUCUUCGUUACUGAUUAUAGAAAAUUAUUCGAAUUUGUAUGUCAAAAUGCCUUGGUAGUAGACAAUUCGUAUGCUGAUGGUGUUCGGUAUCGCCUUUAAAACGAAACCUUGAUGAAGUCAUUUAACCGAGUCGAAACGUCGCUACCGUCUGCUUCCGUUUAUUUUUUCCGUCACGUGCAUAUUCGAUGAAAAUAAUGGUACAAAUUAUUUCUGCCAAGCUGUUCUUUGAAACGUUUUAUUUUGUCGUCGUUUCGUUAGGAGAGUUUUAAGACAGGAAAAAAAAUUACGAUUCAAAAAACACGACCGAAUUAAAACAACUCAACGAAUCUUUUUAAUCAAAACAUUCUUCCGGUAGGAGAGUUACAAAGAAAUAAAUAUACCUAAAACAACAAAAAAAAAAACAAGAAAAAGAGAAUCACUGCAUAUAGAAAAGCACUUUACAGUACGAAGGAAUCUUUUAUUUUGAUUUUAAAAGCGCUUAAAAUUUAAAUCCGUGCGUAACGUUAUUUAAGGAAAAACACGCGUAUAUUGUUUAUAAUGAUGUUUAAAAAAUUGCUUAUCGAGAUUUGCCUAGUAAGGCAUUACAAAAAAACACAAAAUUUGCUCCCAAGCUCUUUUUUGGUUAUUGUACGUUACGCUAACAUAGAUUACUGAACAAAUAUUUUACAUUUUUAGUUUGGAUGUGGCGCAAUUUUGUUUUUGUAAAUAAUGCAGCUAAACGAUCGGUGGUGUUUUUCAUAUGUUCAAAACUCAACAAAAUAGUAACAAAACUCAGCUUCAAUCAUAACAAAUAUCCCUUGAAAGAUGUGAAAGAAUUCCAGGAAAUAACAUACAGUAAAUCAAAUAACUUCGAACUUCGAAGGUAAAUCAGUUAAAAAAAAAAAAGAGUGCGCGUAUUCGCGUAGAGCAAGAUUCGAAGGCAGAGAGAGCUACAUAGGUAUAUGUGUCCAAUAUUGAAUAUAAUGAUUAUUUUUUUCCUUAUUUGCCUAGUUGUACAAUAUUUACUACAACUUGUUUUUAUGACGACAAUGCGCUAAGAAGAAAUAUAGUUUCCUUUUUUCGUUCGCUAAGG
This is a messenger RNA of Uranotaenia lowii, 3463 nucleotides long. It is a transcript of the gene Clic, whose product is annotated as chloride intracellular channel exc-4. Gene Ontology annotation, cellular component: apical plasma membrane; cytoplasm. Bases 686 to 1474 code for a protein of 262 amino acids. Gene Ontology annotation, molecular function: chloride channel activity. The transcript has 7 exons. Gene Ontology annotation, biological process: chloride transport. NCBI's taxonomy places the organism in Eukaryota, Metazoa, Arthropoda, Insecta, Diptera, Culicidae. The record is from RefSeq and is a predicted model, not a curated record.